UCAAAGAUUGACCAAUAGGUGAGCCAAUACCCUUUCAUGAUGUACACCAGAUGGCGUAUGCUUCCCCACCAUUUCUUUCAGUAGUUCCUGAGUUCUUGAUAGAAACACGUUCUAUAACCUCAAAAGUGAAAAGCUCAUUUUGAUUUUGAUCCUAAUUUUCCAACAGAAGUUCUUGAAUAAGAUGGUGCGAACAUACAAGAAGAAGCAAAAUAAGCCAGAAGUGAGUGAAGAAGACAUCGCCAAAGCAAUGAAAGCAGUCCAGGAUGGAAUAUCAUUGAGAGUAGCAGCAGAUCUAUUUGGGAUGCACUAUUCUGCACUAUUUUAUAGGCUAAAAAAAGGUAAGGUAGGCAGAGACAAUCCUAACAACGAUGGCAUAGACAAUCCUAACAAUGAUGAAUCCAAUAGGCCUACAGCCAACACAUCGAAGUGCUACGGCUCUAAAUACACGACUCAACAAGUGUUCACUGCAGACCAAGAAACCAUGCUUACGAAAUACAUAAUUAAAUGUUCAGAACUGAAUUAUGGGUUGACCUACAGACAAGUUCGACAGCUUGCAUAUGAAUACGCGAAACGCCUGGGCUCAAAAAUACCAAAUAGUUGGGAGGAAAACAAAACUUCUGGAAUUGACUGGUUGAAGAGUUUUAUGAAACGUCAACCAACUCUUACAUUAAGAAAACCUGAAAAUACUAGUUUGGCCAGAGCCACAGCGUUUAACAAAGCAAAUGUCACUGAGUUUUUUGAUAACUAUGAGCGAGCCCUUAAGUCUGGAGAAUUUACGGCUGACAAAAUUUACAAUGUUGACGAAACCGGUGUAUCAACAGUUGUCCAAGCUCCAAAUGUUGUUGCUAAGCUAGGAGCUCGCCAAGUGGGCCAGGCGGUUUCUGGCGAGCGUGGUUCCAUGAUUACCAUGUGUAUGAUUAUUAAUGCUGUAGGAAAUACAGUCCCACCAGCUUUUGUUUUCCCAAGAGCUAAAUUUCAUGACUCAAUGUUGUUUGGUGCACCACCUGGAAGUUUAGGUUUGGUUAACAGUCCUAAAAGUGGAUGGAUGAUUGGUCCCCUAUUUUUGGAAGUACUAAAACACAUAAAAAAGCAUACACAUUGCUCUAAAGAUAACAAAAUCAUUGUGGUCAUGGACAAUCAUGAGAGCCACUGUUCAAUUGAUGCUGUGGUAUAUGCUAAGGAAAAUGGCAUGGUGUUAGUGACUUUUCCUCCUCAUUGCUCUCACCGGCUUCAACCUUUGGCUAUUGAAUCAACAUCAAUAUUAUGUUACUAG
Molecule: messenger RNA, 1273 nt
Organism: Nilaparvata lugens (brown planthopper)
Lineage: Eukaryota; Metazoa; Arthropoda; Insecta; Hemiptera; Delphacidae
Exons: 2
Coding region: 182-1273 (363 amino acids)
Cellular component (GO): nucleus
Molecular function (GO): DNA binding
Source: RefSeq, a predicted model, not a curated record